This is a messenger RNA of Diachasma alloeum, 2118 nucleotides long. RefSeq lists its product as uncharacterized. Lineage: Eukaryota; Metazoa; Arthropoda; Insecta; Hymenoptera; Braconidae. The transcript has 2 exons. The coding region runs from base 1 to 2118 and encodes 705 amino acids. The record is from RefSeq and is a predicted model, not a curated record.
AUGAUUAUGGGCGACUUCAACGCUGACCAGCUGUCUCAGCGAGCUGAUGCUCUAUAUGUUCGCACUCUAAUGAGUGAUCUCUCACUGAAGUUGGUGAAUCAUGGCGUCACUCAUACUACUCUUACCUCGUCAACAUGGCUUGAUCUCUGCUUCACUGAUGAGUGUGACACAAUCACUGACUGGUACACUUCUGAACGUCCCAUGGCUGCGGGACAUCAUCUCAUCUCAACAUCGAUAGCCGUUCGUGGAUGUAAUCCCCGUGCUACUACUAUCUUGUCUCGCCAAUUAUCUCGUCUCCAAAAAGAUAACGUGGUUGAGAACUUCCAGAGGACGCUCCAUAACAUAGAUAGGCAGGCUGACACUAAUGGUCAGGCUGUGGCUUUCACUAGCACCUUCCUGUCGCUAGUUGAUGCUCAUGCUCCCUUGUGCCAGAUGCAAGUGAACUCUACCAAGACUGCCGCCUGGCUCACUGUUGACCUGCGGCUGUCCGACCAACAUGUGACACACUUGUACAGACGUUUCAAACGCAGGCGUACUCAUCAGCGGCUGCUUGAAUUUCGUCUGGUCCGAAGCCUUCAUCAGUCAAAACUCAUGGAGGCGCGCAUCAAUUAUUAUCACUCUCGAAUGUCUGGGUUAUCGGGUGCGGCUUUAUGGAGAGAGUUACGCAAUCUUGCAUUGACAGCUGGCUCGAGCACUAGCCCUAUAAUCUCAUCUGAUGUCUUGAAUGCGCAUUUUGCUACUGUCUCAACGGUAUUACCUGAGGAUCAGCCCGAGCUUAUAUUGGACCGUUCUUGUGAAUCCUCCAGACCCUCUUUCUCCUUCUCGCAGGUGAGUUGGCUCAGCAUUCAGACAGCCAUCUCCUCUAUCAAAUCCAAUGCAGUUGGUGCUGACGGCAUAUCCACAAAGAUGGUCAUGAAUUUAUUGCCGGCCUUGGCUGACAGUCUUCUCACUCUCAUGAAUCAGUCCUUUGAGGAUUGUGUUUUCCCAUCUAUUUGGAGGCAAGCCAUCAUCGUUCCAGUGUGCAAAGUGGCCUCACCAAGAUCUCCAGCAGAUUAUCGGCCGAAUGCCCUUCUUCCUUUCCUUGCGAAAGUACAGGAACGACUGGCCUUCAAUCAGCUAUCUAGAUAUCUUCAAGCUCACAACAUGCUUGAUCCUCGUCAAUGUGGAUUCAGGGUGGGUCACAUCACGCAGACAGCUUUACUUAGAUUGGUGAAUGAUGCGAGACGGAGCGUUGAUGAUCGUAAAGUGACAGUCCUAGUCCUCUUUGACUUCUCCAAUGCAUUUGACACAGUCUCGCGUCCGCUGCUCCUAGCUAAGUUGUCGUCCUUCAACGCUGACAUCGCCCGGGUUCAGGUGUGGGCAGCUGCAAAUCGUCUUCAGCUGAAUGUCAACAAGACCAAGGCAAUCAUCCUGGGUGCUAGACGCUUCAUCAAUGCCAUCGAUGUCGACGUCAUGCUGCCUCUUGGUACUGAUGGCGCUGCCAUCGAGCUUGUGUGCUGCGUUAGAAACCUCGGGGUUUUCAUCGACAGCAAAUUAACGUUCAGUGCUUACAUCCAACACGUUGCCUCCAAAAUCAACUACGCUUUCUAUCAGCUCUACAGCUUACGGCACUACACUGAUGUCCCCUUGAGAAAGCUGUUGGUUAACGCCCUCAUUUUCCCUCACAUCUUCUACUGCCUGGCAGUACUCCAGGGCAUGGGCUCAGUACUUGAUCUCCUACUACAACGGAUGAUAAACCGCGCUGUGCGGUUCGUGACAGGACUGCCUCGUGAUGCUCCUAUCUCGGCGGUGAGACGGAGUCUGGGAUGGCUCACAAUUUCUGGGUACCGCACAGCCACUAUUGCCUCCAUCAUGUACCAGGUCCAGAAUUCUUCUAGUCCUUCCUACCUUACAGAACUCUUCGCCUCUUACACAUCCAGCAGGCCCCUCCGUCAGGUGCUAGCGCAACAGGCGUUGGUUGUUCCGAAUUAUCGCACCGACACAUAUCGAGCUGCUCUGGCCGUAGCCGCCCCAGAGGUCUGGAAUAGUAUCCCUGUGCUUAUCAGGGAGCAACCUUCGUCUACUGCCUUCAAGCUCCAGUUGCGACGCUGGUUACUGGAUCAAGAAGGGCCGGGUUGA